CCUGGCGGUGCAGGAAGGUCUUGCCCGCGGGACCGGGGUGAUUAUGAGUUAAGGGCAGACACACAGGGUGUGAGAGGAUUGCGGUGCACGUGACGUGUCUCUAGUUGCUGUUAAUGUGCGUAUCACAACGAUGGAAUGGGGGCUUUUUUUCCAGCAUCUUUUCCAGCUUGUUUGGAACACGAGAAAUGAGAAUUUUGAUUCUUGGUCUGGACGGAGCAGGAAAGACAACAAUCCUUUACCGGUUACAAGUAGGAGAAGUCGUUACUACUAUACCAACUAUCGGUUUUAAUGUUGAAACAGUAACUUAUAAGAAUCUCAAAUUCCAAGUUUGGGACUUAGGAGGACAAACAAGUAUCAGACCUUACUGGAGAUGCUACUAUUCCAAUACCGAUGCUGUAAUCUAUGUAGUAGACAGCUGUGACAGAGACAGAAUAGGAAUAUCCAAAUCGGAGCUGGUGGCCAUGUUAGAGGAGGAAGAAUUGAAGAAAGCAAUUUUAAUAGUGUUUGCAAACAAACAAGAUAUGGAACAGGCCAUGACUCCCACAGAAGUUGCAAAUUCACUUGGCUUACCAGCUCUGAAGGAUCGCAAGUGGCAGAUUUUCAAAACAUCAGCUACAAAAGGCACUGGACUUGAUGAAGCUAUGGAAUGGUUGGUGGAAUCCCUGAAGAGUAGGCAGUAAUUCACACUAUGACCUUGCUCUCCAUCACUCCAGAAGAAGACUGUGGCUGGAUGUACAUAGAAUAGAAAACAACACAACAAAGAAAGUGCUCAUUGAUGAAAAUAUAGUUAUUGGAAAAGGAUAUUGACUCUAAAGGCACAUGUCUAUAGCAAUGCACUGUACCCAGUUCUUUGUGCUUGCUCUGUGUAGGGAAGUUUCACUUUAUUUAUACAACAUUUUUGUAAUGAAUAUGAAAACUCUGAGAAUGCACAGUUAGGUGUUAGAUCAUCAAAUUUUCCCUUAUGGCUGAAAGUGUUUAUUUUUAAUUGUAACUAAUAAAAACCUUUUCAGCUAUUUGGGUUUUUUUUUUUAUAUAUAUUUUUUGUGGGACAGAGGACCUGUGAUUGAUUGAUUCAGUUCCAUAGGUGCAGCCUUAUAGAAUAUAUAAUUGUACUUUUUUCUAAAGGAAUUAAUAUAAACCCCCUUUCGUAAAUAAACUGUCAUUAAGCAUUUGUAUAAAUGACUGCUUCUAUAGAAUUCUCUCUCAUCCUAUGGGUGUGUGCACUGUAUUGACAAUAGAAGCUCCUGGGGGGCCCAUGAGCUUCUAUUGAAUUCUAUUUCUAAAUCUAUUUCUGAAUAUUCCAUCUGCGACAGGUACAAUCAUUAUUGGUACGUAAGUUCUGUUGCACUGUGGGUCCCCUGUGCGGUGUCACCCAGCUGUAUAGAAGGUACUUAUAAUAAUGCCUGUUUCUGACAGUAUGUGACCAAAAGAAAAUGGAUUUCUGGAUCUUUAACCACUGCAAAACUUUUCUUCAGAAUAGCUGUAAGAAGCCUGACACAUAUCUGUAAUAAAAUAUGGAAAAA
This is a messenger RNA of Xenopus laevis (African clawed frog), 1523 nucleotides long. It is a transcript of the gene arl1.S, whose product is annotated as ADP ribosylation factor like GTPase 1 S homeolog. Gene Ontology annotation, cellular component: cytoplasm. The record is from RefSeq and is a predicted model, not a curated record. Gene Ontology annotation, molecular function: GTP binding; GTPase activity. Bases 114 to 680 code for a protein of 188 amino acids. The transcript is spliced from 6 exons. Lineage: Eukaryota; Metazoa; Chordata; Amphibia; Anura; Pipidae.